Molecule: messenger RNA, 1234 nt
Organism: Salvelinus namaycush (lake trout)
Lineage: Eukaryota; Metazoa; Chordata; Actinopteri; Salmoniformes; Salmonidae
Gene: cd59a
Product: CD59 molecule (CD59 blood group)
Exons: 4
Coding region: 93-449 (118 amino acids)
Source: RefSeq, a predicted model, not a curated record
GCCAUGGUUAUUUGGGGUUCCGAAGCGCUUGCUUGUCAUUUUGCUCUCGUUGUUCGAUGAAGCAGGUGUGACAGUCAGCAAAAAUCAAAAUCAUGAACAAUUAUUCUGGAAUAUGCUUAGUGUUCUUUUUUGCAAUAUUUGGAUUGGGCUCUGCCAUCCUCUGUGUCAAAUGCAAGGAUUACACAGGGAGCUGCACAAAAACACAGGACUGUAGUUAUGAUGAUGCCUGCCUGACACUGACUGAGAGAGGGGGACAGACGUAUCGGCAGUGCAUCAAGUACUCUGACUGCGACUACAAUCGACUGGCCCAGAUGUUCCCAGCUGUACCAAACUUCUCCUACAAAUGUUGCACCGGUGAUCUAUGCAACGGAGCCGCAUCCAUUGGUACUGGCAAGCCCUUGCUGGGCCUUCUUGCCUCAUUGGCAGUGAUGUGGUGGUGUAUGCACUAACCUCUCCUCACACUUACGCCUUAGAAGCUCUAAUGCUGCCAUUCGACUGAACAGAAGCCACUGAUGGAACGGCAAGCAGGAAGAUAUGGGUUAAUGGCUCAUGCUGAAAUUCUGCCGUAUUAGUAUUUGCCUGAUUUACUGCUGCACAUUUCUGAUAUCGAAUUUGACUCUUUGCACUAAUUGGAUUUUUAAAGCUUUCUAUGAUAACCUAUUUGUUGAUUACCAAUGCUUUGUGCUUCAGCCCAAGUCUGAAAAUAAGAAACGUGCUCACAGCUCAUAAGUUUGAAAAGGGUGUAUCAUUCAAACAAUCCUCUUUUGAGGCUAGUAAAAUAGACUUUUGGCACUUAACAAUUUCCAUCUAAGGGGGUUUACUAUAGGUUGUCUAUAGUUUACCGACCAAAGUUACUGUAAUGUGCUUAAAUGUAAGGGAUCAUUUGAGAAAUGUUUUGAGUUUUUGUGUGUGUCUGUGAUUGAGUGGACAAAGUAUUGUAUAAUUGAAAAUGCAAAUACUGUAGAAUUCAUGAUGUGGAAUUUAGAACUGAAGGUUGAUCCAUUUGGGAGAGACGUUUGUUCACACACAAUGCCUUCACUGCUCUUAUACUGCCUAGCGGCAUACCCUGUUCCAUAACAUUGCUUUUCCUGUUUAAUAGGAACCUAUUAAACCAACCUGUCUUUUUUAAAGGGCACAGUAAAGACCUUUUUUUGGAUUAAAUAUUUCACGUGGAUGGGGUUGUCUUUUUAUUUGAAUCUCCGGCCAAUAAAAAGAAAUACUGCCAAAUAAGACA